This is a messenger RNA of Aplosporella prunicola CBS 121167, 2370 nucleotides long. RefSeq lists its product as uncharacterized. NCBI's taxonomy places the organism in Eukaryota, Fungi, Ascomycota, Dothideomycetes, Botryosphaeriales, Aplosporellaceae. The record is from RefSeq and is a predicted model, not a curated record. The transcript has 4 exons. Gene Ontology annotation, molecular function: heat shock protein binding; misfolded protein binding; ATP hydrolysis activity. Gene Ontology annotation, biological process: endoplasmic reticulum unfolded protein response; cellular response to unfolded protein; protein refolding. Gene Ontology annotation, cellular component: endoplasmic reticulum chaperone complex; cytoplasm; membrane. The coding region runs from base 174 to 2195 and encodes 673 amino acids.
AAGCAAACUGGUAGCUCGAUCGCACCUCUUCCUCCUUCCUUUCACUGAUCCCCAUCCUCCCUUCCCUUCUUGUCUGCUGCUGGGCGCUGCAGUCUUAAUUCUCUAGAUACCCCAUCGUUUUCCUUGCGCAACAGUACACCUCUCCCUCAGUCAACAACCACCCGCCGUUCGACAUGGCUCGGCGGUCAAGCGGCGCCUCGUCGCGCUUUCAAUGGACGACCGUCCUCUAUCUCCUCCUCGUCAUCUGCGCCCCGAUGGUGCUCUUCGGCACCGCCAAGGCGCAGUCCGACGACAACGCCGUCAAGGGUCCUGUCAUUGGUAUUGAUCUGGGAACCACCUACUCCUGUGUGGGUGUCAUGAAAGGUGGCAAGGUCGAGAUUAUUGUCAAUGACCAGGGUAACCGUAUCACGCCGUCUUGGGUCGCCUUCACCGAUGAGGAGCGUCUUGUCGGUGACGCCGCUAAGAACCAAUACGCCUCGAACCCCGGCCGCACCAUCUUCGACAUCAAGCGUCUGAUCGGUCGCAAGUACAGCGAGAAGGACGUCCAGAACGACAUCAAGCACUUCCCCUUCAAGAUUGUCAACAAGAACGGCCAGCCCCGUGUCGAUGUCGAGGUCAAGGGCGAGCAGAAGGCUUUCACGCCCGAGGAAAUCUCCGCCAUGGUCUUGGGCAAGAUGAAGGAGGUUGCUGAGAGCUACCUCGGCGAGACUGUCCAGAACGCCGUUGUCACUGUCCCCGCCUACUUCAACGACGCUCAGCGUGCCGCGACCAAGGACGCCGGCACCAUCGCUGGCCUGAACGUUCUCCGUGUCGUCAACGAGCCCACCGCGGCCGCUCUGGCCUACGGUCUCGACAAGAAGGAGGACAAGAACGAGCGCCAGAUCAUCGUCUACGACCUUGGUGGUGGUACUUUCGAUGUUUCCAUCCUCACUGUCGACGAGGGUGUUUUCGAGGUCCAGGCUACCGCCGGUGACACUCACCUUGGUGGUGAGGACUUUGACAACCGUGUCAUCAGCUACUUCGCCAAGCAAUACAACAAGAAGAACAACGUCGACAUCACCAAGAACCCCAAGACCAUGGGUAAGCUAAAGCGCGAGGUUGAGAAGGCCAAGCGUACUCUGUCCUCCCAGAUGUCCACCAAGAUUGAGAUCGAGUCCUUCUUCGAGGGCAACGACUUCUCCGAGACCCUGACCCGCGCCAAGUUCGAGGAGCUCAACAACGAUCUCUUCAAGAAGACUCUCAAGCCUGUCGAGCAGGUCCUGAAGGACGCCAAGCUCAAGAAGAGCGAGAUUGACGACAUUGUCCUUGUUGGUGGUUCCACUCGUAUCCCCAAGGUCCAGGCGAUGCUUGAGGAGUUCUUCGGAAAGAAGGCCAGGAAGGACGUCAACCCCGACGAGGCUGUUGCCUACGGUGCUGCCGUCCAGGGUGGUAUUCUUUCCGGCGAGGAGGAGGCCACUGGCAUGGUCCUCAUGGAUGUCAACCCUCUUACUCUUGGUAUCGAGACCACCGGCGGUGUCAUGACCCACCUCAUCAAGCGUGGCACCACCAUCCCCACCCGCAAGAGCCAGAUCUUCUCCACCGCCGCCGAUAACCAGCCCGUCGUCCUGAUCCAGGUCUACGAGGGUGAGCGUUCGAUGACCAAGGACAACAACCUUCUCGGCAAGUUCGAGCUCACCGGCAUCCCCCCGGCGCCCCGUGGCGUUCCCCAGAUCGAGGUUUCCUUCGAGCUGGACGCCAACGGUAUCCUGAAGGUCUCUGCUGGUGACAAGGGCACCGGCAAGUCCGAGUCCAUCACCAUCACCAACGACAAGGGUCGUCUGUCCACCGAGGAAAUCGAGCGCAUGGUCGCUGAGGCUGAGAAGUACGCCGAGGAGGACAAGGCCACCCGCGAGAGGAUCGAGGCCAGGAACGGCCUUGAGAACUAUGCCUUCAGCCUCAAGAACCAGGUCAACGACGAGGAUGGCCUUGGCGGUAAGAUCGACGAGGAUGAUAAGGAGACUAUCAUGGAGGCUGUCAAGGAGGCGCAGGACUGGCUCGACGAGAACGCUGCCGAGGCUACGGCCGAGGACUUUGAGGAGCAGAAGGAGAAGUUGUCCAACGUGGCCUACCCCAUCACCAGCAAGCUUUACGGCGGCGGUGCUGGCGGCAUGCCCGACUACGACGAUGAUGAGCCUAGCGGCCACGAUGAGUUGUAGAAUGUUUUCUUGCAGUGGAGUAAAAGCUUUGUAUAAAUUCUAGACGUGGGCAGUAUUCCAACGGUCCCGUAGGGAAAGGGAGUUAUGAAAUGGAUGAAGAUUCACAUUACACAUUGCGCAACGCUUCGGCUAAUUCUGUUCACCCUUUUUUUCGUUGGCUAUAUGUGUUUUGCCC